AUGGCCAAGCAGCUCCUCGCGACGGGUAUCUACAAGCCAAGGAAACGUCCCGGGUCGGUCCCUGCCAAGGAGGAUGAGGCCCCAAAGAAGCCCAGAUCCAGGAAAGCCCCGUCGGCCGAUAAGACGCGGGUCAACAUCACAGCCGAAGACCUCUGCGAUGAUAUAAUACGCUAUGUCGGCAGUGACCUCGAGCGUCAUCGCGGCUGCGACAUCAUCGACCUCUACCCAGGCACUGGCGUCUGGAGCAGCAAACUCAACGAGUUCCUCAAACCCAGGACACACAUACUGAUGGAGCCCGACGACAAGUUCUACGAGCCGUUCUUGAAACCUCUCCUCGACAAGGAGGGGACCAUCCUGGUGCCCAAGUCUGGCAUCCUGUGGAAAGAUCUCAACCAAGUGCUCACACCAGAAUACCUGCCUCACCAAGAGGUGCGCGAGGGCGAGGACCUGCUCAAGAGGAACGACACGCUGCUCGUCACCGCGAACCUGGCGUUCCACCCAAAGAAAAAGUACAACCGCUUUGACUCGGUCGCCAAGCUCGUCUUCCAUCAGUUCAUCGACAGCAUCCGUACGAGCUCGCUGUUCCAAAAGUACGGCCAGGUCCGGAUGCUCAUCUGGGCCCGGGUCGACGACACCCAGGGCCUGCUGCCCCGGCACGUGCAGAAGCGCAAGAAGCUCGCCAUCACGACGGAGCUAUAUUGCGAGUGGGUGCGCGAGGUGUGCAGCCUGUACGCGCCGGAUCCGUCCUGGUAUGGUCGCGACUACAACCUGGACACGUACAUGACUGUCAAUGUCAUCAAGAAGAUGGAGGAGGCGGGCAUGACGCUGCCGGCGAAGCGCGAGCCCAAGAUGUUCUCCGAGAUCAAGAAAGAGCUUGCGGACGGGGUCGAGGUGGACGCCCCCGGCACGGCCGUUCCCAUCUAUCGACGUACCUUUACCCACGCGCUGGAGAGCCUCGAGUCUCUCGAAGCCUCGGACAAGAUCAAGAAGGACAGCCCCGAGUACAACACGCUGGCCAAUCACCGGUACAGGCAAAGCUCGGAGGAGAAGAAACAAGACCAGGCACUGCAGCUGUCACAGGCGCUCGACAACCUGCAGAAGAGGGCCCAUGGCAUGGAAGCUAGCGGGACGUACACUACCGAAGCCGCGCAGAAACUCGCCGACGAGUGGGACGCCAAGCUCCGCGACUGCUUCCGCUCUCUCCUCGUCGAGUUCCCGCCGUACCGAUCCAAUAUGCAUCUCGUGCGUCAAGAUCCCCCUGUUCUCCACUGGGACCGGAAGGUGUACGAGCCCAUAGCGGUGCGCGAGUCCGACUUCUUCCCGCGCGUCGAGUGCAACCUGCUCGACAUCCAGCCAAAGCCCGUGCACCCGUUGAUCCGCCAGGCCGGCCCCAACUCCAACCGCGGCGGCGACGUCAUGGAGCACAUCAUGUCGUACAUGCUGCUGUCUGGGUCGCAGCCGAUCGACCGCGUGCUCAACUCGAUGUGGCCGGGCGCCGCCGAGUACAUCCUGCCGCGUUGGACGAGCGUCCGCGACCCGGCGCAAGGGGGCGUGCCACACAUCCCGCACAAGCUGGCCGCGCUUACUCCGAGGCUGCUGAACGCGAGGCAGUGGGAGCAGCUGCUGGAGCUGUGGAUGGAGUGGCCCUUCCGGCCAGACUUUCCUGAGCUCAUCUCUCGGUUCUACGAGACGGAGGGAGAGACGGAGGACAUGAUUGUCAGCGAUGCGUAG
Molecule: messenger RNA, 1731 nt
Organism: Microdochium trichocladiopsis
Lineage: Eukaryota; Fungi; Ascomycota; Sordariomycetes; Xylariales; Microdochiaceae
Exons: 1
Coding region: 1-1731 (576 amino acids)
Biological process (GO): transcription initiation at mitochondrial promoter
Cellular component (GO): mitochondrial matrix; mitochondrial DNA-directed RNA polymerase complex
Molecular function (GO): mitochondrial transcription factor activity
Source: RefSeq, a predicted model, not a curated record